Molecule: messenger RNA, 2239 nt
Organism: Loa loa (African eye worm)
Lineage: Eukaryota; Metazoa; Nematoda; Chromadorea; Rhabditida; Onchocercidae
Product: nucleolar protein 10
Exons: 14
Coding region: 22-2199 (725 amino acids)
Biological process (GO): maturation of SSU-rRNA from tricistronic rRNA transcript (SSU-rRNA, 5.8S rRNA, LSU-rRNA)
Cellular component (GO): nucleus; 90S preribosome; small-subunit processome
Molecular function (GO): protein binding
Source: RefSeq, a predicted model, not a curated record
AUUUCUAGGUACUAAUUCGAAAUGCAAAUUCUUUCUGCAAAUGAUGUCAAAAUCUACAAUUUAAGUGCUGGCAAGUCAAUCCCAGACUGGAUUACAGAUCGGAAAAGACGAAGAUUGGAACAAAAAGAUAUAGAUCUGCGAAGAAGGAUACAGUUAAUACAAGAUUUUGACAUGCCCGACAUUAGCAAUACAGUCACGGUAUCCCCCGAUGGACGCUACAUAUUUUCUACGGGUACCUAUAGACCGCUUCUCAAGUGUUUUGAUGUAACUGACCUGUCGCUGAAGUUUUCGCGUGGUCUUGAUGCGGAUGUCGUGAAAAUGGCUGUUCUUAGUGAUGAUUACUCAAAAUUCGUACUGUUAGAGGAAGAACGAUAUGUCGAGAUGCAUGUCGCUUAUGGAAGGUAUUUUAGAAUGAGGAUACCGAAAUUUGGUCAUGACAUGGCUUUCUGUCAUGAAGUGAGUGACCUCUACAUUGUGGGAAGUGGCAGCGAAAUUUUCCGCCUAAAUUUGGAAGAAGGCAAGUUUUUGGCGCCUCUAAAGACUUCGUCUUCGUCACUGACAUGCUGUGAGUUCAACAGAAAUCAUCAUUUGUUUAUUUGUGGAACAAAUGAUGGCCGAAUUGAGGCUUGGGAUCAUAGGGACGGAGAUCGAUGUGGUAUUCUUGACUGUGCUUUACAUUUUCGAACAAAUAACAGCGAGUUGCCAGUAGUGACUUCAGUAUGUUUUAAAGAUGCGCUUCAUCUUGGAGUCGGGACGAGUACUGGUUGUGUUUUACUAUUCGAUAUCCGGUCUAACAAACCUCUGCUUAUCAAGGACCAUCAAACUGGUUUGCCGGUAAACAAAAUUGAUUUUGUACCAGAGCACAAUCUUGUUUUAAGUAUGGAUAUGCGCUUAUUGAAAAUAUGGGAAGAAACAGAUGGUAAACCGUUUGCAGCAAUCGAACCUGGAUCUAAUUUAAGCGACUUCUGCCGAUAUCCUGACUCUGGACUUCUAUUUUUUGCUAAUGAGGCUCCUAAAAUGUUGCAAUAUUUUGUUCCGGCUAUUGGUACAGCUCCUAAAUGGUGUUCAUAUCUUGAGACAGUCACGGAAGAAUUGGAAGAAACAGAACAGCCUGCAGUAUAUGAUGAUUACAAAUUUGUGACGAAAGGGCAGCUUGAAGAAAUCGGUCUGUUACACCUUAUUGGAACUAGCCUUCUGCGUGCUUAUAUGCAUGGAUAUUUCAUCGAUAUCCGGUUGUACAAUAAAGCGAAAACAUUCACACAACCAUUAGCGUAUGAAAAUUAUAAGCAGAGAAAGAUAAUGGAAAAAAUUGAUGAAGAACGUUCCUUGCCAACUGCAAGCAGGAAGUUAAGGAAGGCGAAAUUACCAAGUGUGAACAAAGAACUAGCUGCAAAAUUGUUGGCUUUGAUGGAAGAAGUGAAAAACGUCGAUGGAAAGACAAAGAAAAAGGAUAAAGAUGCGGCUUCCAUAUUGUUAGACGAACGUUUUGGGUCUCUGUUCACAAACCCUGAUUUUCAAGUUGAUGAAAGCAGCGAGCAGUUUCAACUGCUUCUCUCGAUUAUGAAAAAAUUAGGAGGGGAACGACAAAAACUGUCAAAAAAAGAUGUUGAUAAUGCGAACGAUAACAAGUCAGAAAUGCAAAGCACGGAAGAUUUGGACAUCGAUGAAAGUACAAGCAGCGCUAGCAGCAAGAGUAAUGAAAUUUUUGUUGAAACUGAUGACAAGAGUGAUGCGAAAAAUAAUACGGUGAAAAAACCAUAUAUGUUCAAUGAUAAGGAAAGUAGUGAUGAUGAAGAAAUGCAGUCAGCAGUGUUAGGAAAGUGGGAAACUGUGAAGCCAAAAGGUUUUGACUUAAUCGAAUCAGAUAUCGGUGAAGAUACUUUACAAUACUUGAAGCAGAAGAAGGCUGGUGAAAAUGCUGUUCCAUUUUUUGCUCAGGCAAAAGCUGAAACGAUGAAUAUGAAACGCAAAGAUUCAUCGAAAGAUGUGGGGAGAAGUGAACAAUGCAUACCAUUUGGUGGGCUGCAGAUGACAUUUAAAAUGAAAACUUGUGCGUUGGCUGCAAAAAAGGAGUAUUUGGCAAGGAGAGGAAAGCAGCAUUUGUUGGAAAGGAGGGAAGUAAGACGGAGUAUAAGAGGAAUAACCAAAAUGUUGAAAAAACCUCCGGUAUGGGUAGGAUGUCGACGGAAAAACCCCUGAGCAAGAUGAUCUGACAUUUAUGUGACCAUUUAAAUACUUG